Molecule: messenger RNA, 4367 nt
Organism: Pseudophryne corroboree (corroboree frog)
Lineage: Eukaryota; Metazoa; Chordata; Amphibia; Anura; Myobatrachidae
Gene: LRPPRC
Product: leucine rich pentatricopeptide repeat containing
Exons: 38
Coding region: 108-4214 (1368 amino acids)
Biological process (GO): regulation of mitochondrial translation
Cellular component (GO): nucleus; mitochondrion
Molecular function (GO): protein binding; mRNA 3'-UTR binding
Source: RefSeq, a predicted model, not a curated record
UGACCUCGGCGCGGUGACGUCACAUCCUCCCCUCGCCCACGUGGUGUGAGAGCCGCUGUCACGUGUGUGUCCCCUGCCCUUGGCCGCCGCACUGAGCUGGGAUAAUCAUGGCUGCUCUAUUAGCCGGAGCCCGGCAUGUUCUCCGCCAGGGACCGCGCCUUUUGCCGGCGUACAUUAUACGUCCCAGGCCUGUGCCGGCAAGGUACCUGAGCAGCUCAGCGAGACUCUUUACAGUUAUUGCACAAGAAGUGGAGAACUCAGACAUUAAGUCUGUGUCAAUAGAGGCAAUCCUAAAAGAAAAGCAGGACAGUUUCAUGAAAAACCAGCAGGUUCCAUUAUUUCAUGAAUUAGGAAGCAAACUGAGAAAAUUACGACGUGUUACCGGACAGGAGCUACUGGAAGGUUUUGAUCAUGUUUGCAAAAUAGAUAAACCCAACAGCAACCAGGCCUGGUUCUUUUUGCAUGCAUGUGGCUCCUUAAUGCCAGGGUUGCCCACGUCAGAACGAACAGAAAUUGCAAACAAAAUCUGGAGUGAUCUGCAGAAAAUGGGCGUGGUACUUAAUGUUAUCCAUUACAACACUUUAUUGAAAGUCUAUCUGGAAAAUGAACAUCCCUUUUCACCUAUUGAAUUUCUUGCCACCAUGGAAGCAGCUGAAGUAGAGCCCGAUCAGUCCACCUAUGAGGGGCUGAUAGCAGCUUACUGCAGUGAAGGAGACAUUGAAGGAGCAAGCAAAAUUUUAGGUUUUAUGAAGAGCAAAAACCUUCCCAUCACGGAGCAAGUGUUCAAUUCUCUGAUUAAAGGACAUGCCAGAGCGGGAGACAUGGAGAGUGCCAAGAACAUUCUGUCGGUCAUGCAGGAUGCUGGAGUAGUGCCUAGACACCCCACUUAUUCUGCCCUGAUGAAUGCAUAUGCUGAGAAUGGAGAUAUUGAGAGUAUUAAACAGAUACUGGAUACCAAUGGAAAAAAUCUGACAGACAGACACUUAAUGGGAGUUGUGUUGUCACUUACGAAGUCUGGACACUCCCAGCAUGCUCCUGUUAUAUUUGAACACCUGGAAAAUGGCCCAGGAUAUACACAAGAGCUCAUAAAUCUCUGUUUGACUUUACUGACUGGCGGCUAUGAAGAUAUAGCUUUGCAGGUCGCAAAGAUGGUGCCUGUGGGGAAGUUAUAUGAUGACAGAACGGAGAGGCAGCCUGGGAAUUUCUUUCUGCAGCACUGCGUUAGGCUAAACAUGCCAUUAAGCCAGCUGAAGAAAUAUGCUGAUGAGAUGUUGGCAUCCAACUUGCACAAAAAUCCCCUAUUGUUUCUUCUACACUGUGCUCUAAAAGAUAAUAAAACAGAUCUGGCGUUUGAGCUCAUGAAAACCAUGAAGGAAGAGAGCUUGCCUUUGAGAACACACUACUUCUGGCCUCUGCUUGCUCACUUUAACAAUGAGAACAAUAUACAAGGUGUUCUUCAAACACUUAGAUUAAUGAAGGAUUUGGAAGUAGAAGUAGACCUGGAAACUUUUUCUGAUUAUAUUGCAAAGAUGAUGUCAGACUCCACAACUGUGGACGCUGUUCUGCAGGACAGUGAAUGUCAGCAAGAACUAAGCAAGUUGUAUAUGUCAAUGUUGAGAAUAUCGCUGCUAAGCGGAAACUUCAAGCGCAUGUGUUAUUUCUUAUCAUCCACAAAAAUUCCAUUUCUGAAAACCAGAAGUUUGAUUUCUUGUUUCUCUGUGAGCUUUGUAAGGUUUAGAGAUGUGGACAUGAUGGCAAAGAUAACAGGCCUCUUGUUCAAGGAUGAGUCCGACAGCCAAGAAUCUUCAAGACUAACUGUAGCAGAAUCUGUUGGCUAUUUUCUGUACGUCUUGAUUGACAGUAUGAGUCACUCGGAGGUACAGGCCAUGGAGGAGCAUCUGAGACAAUACUUCCAUCAGCUUACGGAGAUGGGAUUGAAGAUUGAGGAAAAAAGAUGCAAGGGCAUCCUCAAUUUACUGGAGUCUUACAAUAUUCCUGAGUUAAUUAAGGAUGUUAAGAAAAUGUCGGAUUCCAUGGAAUCUACCGAGAUUAUCACUGAAACAGUUGCUGAUUUGGAAAAGACAUUGGAGAACCUGGAAAAUGCUAAUGAACCUAUUCAGCUGGUCUUGUCAAAGCUUCUUAGAGCAGUUUGUGAAGUGAAGGACUUGGAAAAAGCCUUACUGUUAAAAUCCAAAUAUGAACAGGAGUUUACAUUUGCCAUGUAUAUGAAGCUUUUGGCUUUAUGCUGCAAUACAAAUAAUGCAGAGCAGGCACUGAAACUUAAGCAAGAAAUAAACCAGAAAGGAUUCACUCACACUGCAAGCACCAACAAGUACAGGGCUCUCUUAGAGGUCCUUACGGAAAAUGGCUUUGUAGAAGACGCUAUUAACAUUUUAAAGGAGAUGAAGGAGAAAGAUAUUCGUUUGGAUAAACCAGCCGCGUUCUACUACCAUAUCCUGGACAUUCUGGCCUCCAGAGGUGACGUAGAGGCCGUGAAAACCGUGUUUGAAAACAUUGUAAUGCUGGGAUUGGUCAAACCUACAGGCAGCUUAUGUUCUCCAUUGGUGAUGGUGCAUCUGAAAAAAGAGAAUAUUGCCUCUGCUGUGGAAGCCAUGAUUGAAUGCGCCAAGAAAUACAAAUGCACUCCUUUAUGUCAUGAAAUCCUAAGGGUACUGGUGGAGAAAGGAGAAACGGACUUGCUAAGGGAAGCUGUGGACGUUUUAAGUGACUUGGGUGAAAGAGUAAUGCUACAUGACCUAUUCUUUGCCUUUAUCCAAACGGGAAAGUACAGUGAGGCUAAGAACAUUAUAGAGACACCUGGCUUGAGAGCACAUUUGCCAAGAAUAUCAUGGUAUAUGAAUCGGUUCCUUAGAGCAAACGAGGUGGAGUUAUUGGAGAAUUGUGUUGAAAUGUCUCGGAAUCUGUUUGGCUGUGACAGGGAAGAUAUGUAUUUUCAGCUACUUAAGCUAUAUGAUAAAAAUCAUGAUUGUGAGAAGGCAAAAUCAGUGUGGUACAAAAUGAGAGAAGAAAAUAUAACACCCCAGGAGUCGACUCUAAAGUUCUUAAAAUUAAUUUUUGAGAAAAAUGACCAAGAUAUCUCUUUACACAUACCAGAGUUUCAAAAUGAAGAAGGAGUUCGUGGAUUUUGUAAAACAAUAUUGGAUUAUUGUAGUAGCGAGAACUUCUACGAGGCGUUUGUUACAUUUCAGAAAGCUGAGGAUUUAAACAUACAAUUAACCAAAAAUGCAUACAGAGAGCUGACUAAUGGGCUGGUGAGAGCGGGUCUGCUGGAAGAAGCUGUUAAAGUGGAAACUGCCGCCAAGAACCACAGCAGUAACUACACCAAGACUACAGCGUGCAAUCUCCUUAUCGCAGAGCAAGUUAGGCGGGACUGUUUGAAAGAUGCACUAGACACUGUUCAGAUGGUGUUAGAAAAUGGCAGGAAUCCCAAUCGUACAACGUUACAUGGUCUCAUCGAGGCUCUCGCCAUGAAUGGAGAUGUGUCCGGCCUUAAAAGGCUAAUUAUUUUGCUUAAUACCCAUAAAUCAGCCCUUCGAACAAGGAAGAAGCAUUUGAACAACAGUCUAAUUUUUGCCCACCUGAGAAAUGGUAACUUUGAACAAGCAGCCGUACAACUUGAGUCCUUGUAUACAAGCAAUCCAGAACAAUCCCAAACAUUAUAUCUCUUUCAGAAAGUGAUUGAUAACAACAUGGAAGAGGAGCUGGAAAAACUGAGCAUCUUGGCAGAACGGUUGGCAAAUCAGUUUGCGGUGUACCAGCCCGUUACAGAACUCUUUAUUCAGUAUGCCAAGUCCGGAAGAACAGAUGAAGCCAGACAUUUAUUACAGAGGUGCGGAGCUAUUGUGGAGCAAAGAAAACUACUGACAUAUUACAUUGGAAAAGAGAUUACGCAAGAAAAGCUGAGUACAGUCAAUCAUCUGCUCGAGUUACUCCCUGAUCCUUUCUACAAACAAGUGGCAUAUGGCCUUCUGAUGCGAGACUACGAAAAAAACAAUAACGUGGACGAGGCAUUUUCAUUGUAUGAAAGAAUGAAAGUUGAAAAUGUUGAUCCAGAUGAUCUGUUCUUAAAACGACUAGCAAUUCUUCUAAAAGACGCAGGGAAGCCUGUCCCAUUCACCGAGCCCCCAGAAACUGUCCAGUAUUAUAGAGAAAAGUUGCAGAGGAAUCAACCUGAAGAUGAAGAUGAAGAAUAACGUGUUUUGUUUUGUUUUUUUGUUUUUUUUAAUCUUCCAUGUUUGUCCAUAUUGUUUUCUUGGGGGGAGGGGUGGUUAUACGUGCAUUCUGUUUUCUAAUGUUAAUUUACUAUCACAGAUCUAUGACAAUAAAUAAGUUAUAAUUUGGAGAAA